Molecule: messenger RNA, 1881 nt
Organism: Cladophialophora psammophila CBS 110553
Lineage: Eukaryota; Fungi; Ascomycota; Eurotiomycetes; Chaetothyriales; Herpotrichiellaceae
Exons: 3
Coding region: 1-1881 (626 amino acids)
Biological process (GO): DNA-templated transcription
Molecular function (GO): DNA binding; zinc ion binding
Source: RefSeq, a predicted model, not a curated record
AUGAGGCUCGCCUUAGGGCCAAUACCCCAGAUCUACAUGAUCAUAACUCAAUCCGACAACGAAGUGCUUCCGGACUUCAACAAGGAAGCUGCGCGAAAAGCAACGUCUGGACAGAUCCUGGCAGACUUUCCUGCGGAUCUCGAUACAUAUCUUAUCGAGGUCUUCUGGAAUCGCUAUAAUAACGCUUUGCGCAUCAUCGACCAGCAAGCCUUUAGUCGCGAUCGAGGAAAUGGAGACUCGACCUACUAUUCGCCAUUUCUUUAUCUCGUCUGCCUAGCUAUGGGUUUUCGAUUUGCUAACAAAAGCCGACAAGACAUGAGGCAAAUGACUCUUAACAACGGCUGCAGCCUUUUUCAACGUGAGGCUAAGUGCGUUUUAGACUACGAGCUGGAGUCGCCGCGAGGUCUAACUACUAUCCAAGCUAUAUUAGUCCUAAGCGAUGUUGAGUGCGCUUAUGGUAGAGACGACCUAGCCACGAUAUAUGUUGGUAUAUCUUGUCGCCUCGCCUUCGACUUCGGGCUUAACUUGGACUGUUCCGAGCUUGGUUUGUCCGAGGGGGACAUGAAGUUUCGGAACAAGCUUCUUCGUUCGUGUAUCAUCUACGACCGCGCUUGGGCGCUAUAUCUAGGACGGCCUACCUACAUAAAACUCUGCGACAUUUCGAGUUCCUGCCUGAAUAAGCCCAUUACUUCCGAAGCGUUGUCCUCAGAUGAGGAUAUCCAGGAACAGAUACUCGAUGCCUUAAUCGAUCUCUCGGAACUUUGCUCCAGGAUCCAAGAGGUGGCACAGCCUAGACUGAGUCCGGGCCCCAUUGCUGACGAGAACCGGUUGACCGACGUUGCUGCGCUAGAUACGGAGCUGAAGUCGUGGUAUUCGACGUUACCUUCUCGACUCAGGUGGACGCCUGACAAUGUCAAGAACGCGCGGCGCUUAUUCUUCAUAAUGCAUCAACAAUAUCUUGUCUCAGAGAUUAUCCUCCAUGGACCUUAUGGCCAUUAUGAGGAUUUAGUGGGAAUUGAGCUGGAUAAGUCCCAUGUGUUUAGGAGAAGGGGUACUGAAUGCAGCAACAUAAGCCUAUGGCGACGGCUUGCUCGGGCAAUCACCAUAAAUGCAGCUAUGAAAAUCGCCCAAGGGUUUGCGACCUACCGCAAAAGAUUUGGCGUAUGCGAGACUAGCUUCUUAUCACUACAACAAGGGGGAACCGCCUUCCUUGCGUUAAUGUGCAAUAUCAAAGCAAGCAGGACCGCGGAAGAACGCAGUUUGGUGCUACGACACUUAUACGUACUCAUGGGACAACUACAAGAGAUGUCUGAAAUCUUCAGCCCGGCGAGAGUGAUGUGCAGCGUCGUUAAACGUGAGAUGGGGGAGCUACAGAUCGAUUUUAGUGAAUUGCUGACGCCGCCGCAGAUACCUGAUUUGUUCGACUCUAGAUCACCAACGACUCGUGCGCAGAGAGCGAGCAGUAAGUUGUCGGACUCAGGUCCUGCAGUCAAACGACAUCGGUUGAACGCACAUUGUCAGAGCACAACAGCCCCUAGGGCUUGGCCUCCUAAUCCGGGCCCUAACCAGAGUCUUCUUUUCCGCGACAUGACGUUGGCCGAAGAACCUGCCCAUAUUAGCCUCAUGCCACCUGAAACAGUCUCGUUUGGAGUCGCUAAUGGCCCUUUGUCAGUGACGCUUCCAGUCGACAAUUUCGAGCCACCGGAUCACACGCCUCAUCUGUCCGAAUUGAAUGUUGCAACCUUCUCCUGGCCAAUGGAUUUCUCAGAUACAUCGGCUCUGUUUGAUGGUCAAAGUCAGGACCAUCCUACCAACGAUAACCAACUCCCCUGGCUCUCGGACAACCAUCUUUUUGAUGGUGUCGACCCUGGAUUGUGCUAA